ACCGUCGCUCCGACGCCCGGCCCGGUGCGGCCCACGACCAUGCGCCACCGCCGCGCCGAGCGGCCGAACGGCGGGGCUGCACCGGCGCCGCGUCCCGCGGCAGCAGCGUGAAGCGGCGGGAGGAUGAAACGGGCGAGGCAGGCGGCGCCGGGCGCCCUGCCCAUGCUGGGGCUGCUUCUGCUGGGCGCCGUGCCGGGGCUCUGGACCGUGCUCCUGCGGCGGGAGGCGCCGGAACUGGCGGCGCGGGGCCACCCCGGCGGCGGGCAGAAAACUUUCCGUGCGCUGCUGGCGGUGCCGGCGGCUGAGGGCCGGGAGGAGAGGGGCGGCGAGAGGCGGUUCGUCAACGCCGCCUCCACAACGCCGCCGCCGGUCACCGCGUCCUCGCCGGUGGAGCGAGGCAUCUUCUGGAGCCGCGAUCUGGAGGCGCAGGUGCCGCCGGGGUUCGCGGCGGAGGAGGCGGCAGCGUGGCUGACGGCCGCCCGCGCCGCACGCGUGGCCUCGCUGGAGCGGGGCGGCUGCGGGCGCAGCUCCAACCGGCUGGCGCGGCUGUCGGACGGGAGCCGCGCCUGCGUCCGCUACGGCAUCAGCCCGGAGCAGAUCCAGGGCGAGGCUCUCUCCUACCACCUGGCCGGCGUGCUGGGCAUGCAGGAGCGGCUGCCGCCGCUGGCCCUGGCGCUGGUAGAGGCCCGCGGGCGGCAGUGGGAGCCGGUGCGGGAGGAGCUGCGCGGCUCACACUGGGCCGAGGGCGCGGUGGUCAGCCUGACGCGCUGGGUGGACAACCUCACGGCCGUGGUGGCCCCCGCGCCCUGGGGCGCCGAGGCAGGCGCCGGGCAGCGGCUGCAGCCGCUGUCGCCGGGGGAGCUGGGCGCGCUGCCUCCCGCGCAGCUGGUGGAGCUGGUGCAGUGGAGUGACCUGAUCCUCUUCGACUACCUGACGGCCAACUUCGACCGCCUGGUCAGCAACCUUUUCAGCCUGCAGUGGGACCCGCGGGUGAUGCGCCGCGCCACCAGCAACCUGCUCCGCGCCCCGGACGGCGGGCUUGUCUUCCUGGACAACGAGGCGGGACUGGUGCACGGCUACCGCCUCCUCGCCAUGUGGGACCCCUACAACGAGCCGCUGCUCCGGUCCGUCUGCGUCUUCCGCGAGGGCACGGCGCGGCGCGUGGCCGAGCUCCACCGCCGCCGCAGCGCCGCCGCAGAGCUCCGCCGCCGGUACCGGGCGCGGGAGCCACUCUGGCCGCGCCUUGGCUUCCUCUCGGAGCGGCAGGCCGAGCUGCUGCAGGCCCGCGUCGAUUUCGUGUACCGGCACAUCGCCCACUGCCGCGCGCAGGCCGCCGCGCGAUGAGUCUGCGGGGCGAGCGGCAACCGGGGCCGCGGGAGCGCGACCGGCGAGCCCCGCGGCCGCCGGCGAUGGGACGGACCCUGCUCGGUGCCCCGUGGCUGCCGGCGGUGGGAACCGGGGAAGGGGGGUGGUCUGGCAGGAGCGGCCGGUCACGUCGUGGGGCUGCCGAGAGAAGCGGUUAACGCCUUUCUCAAGAUCUCUGAAAAUCCAAGCGCGUAAUUGGCGCCGCGUCUCCCUGCGGGAUGGGAAAACCACGAGGAUUCUGUAUCCCCGAGUGCUCUCCUUAACUCUCGUGCCGUGCUCGCCCUCACAGGGACCCUGCAGGGAAGCAGUUGGCUUUGUCUGGACUGCGGUCGACUACAUUUUCCUUCUAAAGGAGGCAGGCAGAAACAUUUUUUUGGUAUGUUCUUCCUUUUUCAACACCAUAUUUAAGUACGAAUGUUGGUAUUCAUAGACCAAGAACUGAUGGCACAGUAGGGGAGCCCCUAACUAGCAAAACUACCCUAUUUAUGAAGCUUCCUUCUUACCGAUUUUCUUCUGAGAGUGAACCUUUCUGCUGGUUGUUAAAUCUUGUGGAUGAGAAGUAUAUAGGAAGCCCCUAUUCUGUUAGCUCUUAGAUUUUUUUGUGGAUGCAUCUGGUUAAACUGAUUUGAUCCCUAAGCAUUUGUUUGUAACCAUCACCAUCGCCGUUUCUUCUGACCAGUGAGGUAACUGACUCACAGGAGACACAGGAGGAUCUCUCCAGUUUUAAAAACAUUGUGACAUGCUGAGACUUUGACACAAUAGUUAAAGUGGAGGAAAAACUGUUUCAUGCACUUUACUUUGACUUUUUAAUUUUUUUAUAAAAGAAGACCUUUUUUUUUUACAAAGUCUACCUUUUAUGUACAUCCUAUAUGUUCAUAAACUUUUCUGUAACAUACUAAAGAAACUGGUAUUUGAGUAAAGUGUGUUAAUGUUUUGCCACCCUCAUUCUGAGUGUUUGCCUGGGCGUUGACAGGACAACGUACAUCUUCUUGGGACUGGCGACGUGACCACCUCUCUGCAGCUUGUCACUUCUCCAAAUUGAGCAAACUUUGCCUCCUUCCCUCCAAAGCAAACAAAGGGAAUUGAGCCCUCAGAUAACUUCCCUUUUCUCUCCUGUUUUCCUAGCUGUUGUGUUACUGAAAGGGCAAAAGCUCUGUGAGAUGGUAAAAUAAGGCCAGUAUUGCAUAGUUUAGCUGAGUAAAGUUGUGGUGUUUUUUUAAAGCCUGAAAUGAGCUGCCUCGGGGAGCAUGGGAGAAACUGAGGCAGUUAUUCUCAACAAACUGAUACAGAUGGUGUGAGCUCAAUUGCUGCCAACCUCUGCAGGUGCUGGGAUGGGUGAUGGCACUGACCCCUUCCUACACAGAGUAGCAGGUGCCACCCGACCAGAAGCCUCUCCUGAGGUGGUGACUGCUUAUGCCUUUCCUCAGUCCUCUUAUCCUGUUUUGGUUAUAUUUACAAGGAGGGUUGAGGCAGAAUUGAGGAACAGGAAAGCUUUUUAAUCUUGCUGAAAUAGUCGGUAUGGGUUUUUUUUCAUACAAAACUUCUGUUCAUGAUAAGACAAAGUGUUAGCAGUGGGUGUAUAAAAUAAAAUACUUGAAUCUCUUGGUUCCUUUGUU
This is a messenger RNA of Colius striatus (speckled mousebird), 2981 nucleotides long. RefSeq names its product four-jointed box kinase 1 (gene FJX1). Gene Ontology annotation, biological process: cell-cell signaling. The coding region runs from base 124 to 1344 and encodes 406 amino acids. Lineage: Eukaryota; Metazoa; Chordata; Aves; Coliiformes; Coliidae. The transcript has a single exon. The record is from RefSeq and is a predicted model, not a curated record.